Molecule: messenger RNA, 782 nt
Organism: Macroventuria anomochaeta
Lineage: Eukaryota; Fungi; Ascomycota; Dothideomycetes; Pleosporales; Didymellaceae
Exons: 2
Coding region: 91-609 (172 amino acids)
Source: RefSeq, a predicted model, not a curated record
AGCCUAGCAGUUACUUGUAUAGGCUUAACUCCUACUGUCUUGGGUAAGCGCGUGAAGAGAGGGUUCGACUUGAUUUGAUUGUUGACAACUAUGCAUGCCAGGGCCUCGCCAAUUCUUCUCAUCUGGGCUGCGAACCGCACCAGAAAUGUCUCACUGUUUCCAAGCACGCAAGGAACGUUAGAGCUGCUCGCUUGGAGUUGCAAAUGUGCAGGGUGUGGUGGCGUGCAUCAACCUAGUCGGGAGAGGAAGGCACGAGCCCAAGGCAUGAUCCCACGCAUUCAUCCCGCACAUCUGCUUGUGACAGAACCUUUGAAGGGGGUAUGGAAAAAUUUCGUGAUGACGAGCAGAUACUUCGCACAAAUACGAGGCUGUGAUACAAUGCGGUCGGAGACGCAUCUGGACGCUGCUGAUGCAGAGCGUCGCACAGUUCUCGUAUCAUUCCGGCUCGGGGGGUCGAAGACUCGAGGAAGUCGGAUCGCGGCACGAGGGCAUAAUCCUUCAGUCCAUACUUCCAGUUUCAAUCAUCCAGACGUUGGAAUCCGUCAGGGUGGUAUGCGAAACAAGGGUGGAAAUAUUGUUGUGAAAGUUGUACCUGCAUAUUACGGUUGAAGAAGGAUUGUUCCUGAUCAGCCGCUGCAUUGGCAAUAGCUUCGUAAAUGCGAAUGGCUUCAGCCUGUAAGCUUCAUCUCAAAAGGUCAUCCGUCUUCAUGUGUUGUUCACGCGUUCCUCAUGUCGCCACGUUGGAGAAAUUGCGGCCGUGUGAGCUGACCGCAGUCGUUCGA